Messenger RNA from Protomyces lactucae-debilis, 1320 nucleotides. RefSeq lists its product as uncharacterized. Bases 152 to 1240 code for a protein of 362 amino acids. The transcript is spliced from 4 exons. Gene Ontology annotation, molecular function: protein binding. The record is from RefSeq and is a predicted model, not a curated record. Lineage: Eukaryota; Fungi; Ascomycota; Taphrinomycetes; Taphrinales; Protomycetaceae.
CGACUCGAGUCAAGCACUGUCAAGGGCAACUGCGCGACCGAUCUCUCAACUUCCUCAAGCUCUUGCAGCGCAGCUCAACGCCUGAGGGCCAGUCUACAUAGUCGAAGCUCACUGCUGUCGCUUGUUGCAGCGCGCACUCUCUUCAUUGACCAUGAAUGCCGCUGGAGCAUCAGCUCAGCCAAGUGCUGCUAAGAAACGAAAGCCUAGCAAGAAGGCACAAGCAGCUGCAGAGUGCAAAGCAGCGGAAGAUCUAUCUGCACAGCUCCAGCUAGAAGCUGAUGAAGAAGCUGCAAGGGCUAAAGAUUACUUCACUCUUCUACCGUAUGAAUUGCUAUCGCACAUCUUCUCCUACCUGGACCCAAUCUCGCUCUUCAAGCUUCAAGGUAUCUCCACGUUCUUUCAAGAGCAUUUGAAACGCAGCGACAGACUCUUUGAGACGAAGUGUAAGGACAUUCUAGCCCUUCAGCAUGAGCUCCCAACCUACAUGACACACCGAGAUUUGCUUCGUCUGACUGUUGCACCAAUCUGCCAAUUCUGCGCUUCGGCAAGGGGAAAUUCUAGGCCAUACGUUCCUUACAAUUACGUCGCCUGUAGGCCGUGCUUCGAGGACCGUACAAUCAGUUUCCAGCAGGCAAUCGCGACGGCGGAAGAGCUGACAGGGCUGGGUCCUGAUUGUGUGUUGAGGUUGGUGGAGAAUUGCAUAUAUGCCUCAGAUCAACCCUUCCAUCGCAACAUGCCGCCUAGAAAUUCCAGAUUCAGGGUGCAAGACGUCGAAGACUUUUGCGGCGCAUUCAUCGAUUCCGGACGUUCCUUUGCAGCUUUCUUGGAAGAUGAGAAACGGAACUUGGCAGUUGGUCUUAAGGCCAGGCGCGAUAUCGAAAUCAUAUUGACCAAUCGCGGCAAUAUCUCAACUCUUGCGCGCCAGCAUUCUCUCUACGCCCGAAAGUUUUGCAUCUGCCAGCGAAUCUACAUGAUCUUCAAUGAAACAAAUAUCGAGGAAGAGCUGGCAAAAUAUGUGCCAAACAUGUUCGAGACCUUCUUUAGUCGUACACCGCCCUACAUCUCGACGAAAGAAGAUGUAAGGCUGUAUAGCGACAAGCUAAAGACUCGACUUGAGUCUGAACGGAGAAUUGCCAAGAAGCAACGACAGUGUAAUGCGGCCAUCAAUUUCAUCAACGAGCUGGUAAGUCGUCUCAACGGCAGGAAUUUGCUAACACUAUCAGAACCCAGCUGCCAUUGAAGUCUACAAAGCCUAUCUCGACGUGCAGCCUGCAGCGUCCGACGACCGUGUCUUGAACAAAGUCUACUUCAAGCAGGAAA